This is a messenger RNA of Ananas comosus (pineapple), 1724 nucleotides long. Its product is annotated as AAA-ATPase ASD, mitochondrial-like. The record is from RefSeq and is a predicted model, not a curated record. The transcript is spliced from 3 exons. The coding region runs from base 104 to 1549 and encodes 481 amino acids. Gene Ontology annotation, molecular function: ATP hydrolysis activity; ATP binding. Lineage: Eukaryota; Viridiplantae; Streptophyta; Magnoliopsida; Poales; Bromeliaceae.
UUAGUACUCAACAAAGAAGAAGAAGAAGAAGAAGAAGAAGAAGAAGAAGAGAGUUUUAGAGAGAGAAAGAGAGAGUUUUUUUUAGAGAGAGAGAGAGAGAGGGAUGGAGAGUUGGAUAGGGUUAGGCUCAGCCCUAGGAAGUCUUGCGUUCUUAUAUCCCAUGGUGCAGAUGUACUUCCCCCAGCAGCUCCAAUCCUACCUCGCAGAAUACACCAACAAGCUCUUCUGCUACUUCUACCCCUACAUCCAACUCACCAUCCCCGAAUACUCCGGCGAACAAAUGUCCCGCAGCGACGCCUAUGCCAACGUCGAGUCCUACCUCGCGGCCUCCCCCUCAGUGCUGCGCCGCGCCCGCAAGCUGAAAGCGGAUAUCGGCCCUAACAGCAAGAAGCUCCUGAUCACGGUGGGCGAGCACGACGAGGUGGUGGACGAGCUCGCCGGGGGCAUGAAGGUGUGGUGGCUCUCGUCGAAGGAGUGGCCGAGUUCGCAGACGAUCACGUGGGGCGGGGCGGAGGACGAGCGGCGGUACUAUCGCCUGACCUUCCACCGGCGGCACCGGGAGUUCGUGUACGGGUCGUACCUCCCGCGCGUGCAAGAGGAGGGCCGCGCCGCCGCCGUCAAGAACCGGCAACGGCGGCUUUUCACAAAUAACCCUAGCGAUAACUGGUACGGCUAUAGGCGUUCGGUGUGGAGCCACAUGCCGUUCGAGCACCCGUCGAGGUUCGACACACUGGCGAUGGACCCGGUCAAGAAGCAGGAGAUCGUCGACGACCUCAUCCAGUUCCGGGACAGCAAGGAGUAUUAUGCAGAGAUCGGCAAGGUGUGGAAACGGGGAUACCUCCUCUUCGGCCCGCCAGGGACGGGCAAGUCGAGCAUGAUCGCGGCGAUGGCGAACCUCCUCGACUAUGACGUCUACGACCUCGAGCUCACCGCGAUAAAAAACAACACCGAGCUGCGCAAGCUCUUCAUCGAGACCACCGGCAAGUCCAUCAUCGUCAUCGAGGACAUCGACUGCUCGCUCGAUCUCACCGGCAAGCGAAACAAGGAAAAGAAGAAGGACGACGAGCCGAAUAAGAACAUGCCACCGGGAACAAACAACAAGGAAGAGAGCAGCAAGGUGACUUUGUCGGGGCUCCUGAACUUCAUCGACGGGUUGUGGUCGGCGUGCGGCGGGGAGAGGAUCAUCGUGUUCACGACGAACCACGUGGAGAAGCUUGACAAGGCGCUGAUACGGCGAGGAAGGAUGGACAAGCACAUCGAGAUGUCUUACUGCGGGUUCGAAGCGUUCAAAGUGCUGGCCAAGAACUACCUCCGCGUCGACAACCAUCACCGUUUCGACGAAGUUCGACAGCUGCUGGAGGAGGUCAGAAUGACGCCGGCCGAUGUGGCAGAGAAUUUGAUGCCCAAGUCGGCGGGCGAAGACGCAGACACGUGUCUUGAGAGGUUGGUCGAGGAGCUGAAGAAGGCCAAGGAAGAAGCAAUGACAGCCGCAGCUGCGGCUGCGGCCGCUGAGGCCGUUAGUAAAGACGGGGCUGUGGGGAGUGGCUAAAUGUAUUAAUUGCAGAGAAGUUUGGAUAUAGCCAUGCUAAUGUUAGACAUAACGAAUCAAAUUAAUUAAUGAUAGGAUUUAGUUAAAUUUAUAGUUCAUCCUAGUUAGAUUAGCAUAAGUAUUUAAAUAUAUUGUGGAUAGAUAUAUAAAGCAAUGCUUAAAAUUUAAAUUACCA